AUGGCAACGCGACAUUCCCGUCGCCAUGGCAACAGCCGGGAUGCCCUCAGGUGCGCACACCUGCGCUCCCCAGCUUUCCCGCCAGAGGGCGCGCGCGACCUGGCCCCGCCCACCCCGCUCCAGGCCCCGCCUCCCCCGCUCCGCUCCGAGUCCUCCCGUCCGGCAGGGGGCGCCCCCCCAUAUCCCGGCCGCGCAUGCGCACAUGGAGAGGCCGCGACCUGCCCGGCGGAGCCCGGUCCCUGUGAGGGGACAGGGACCGAGGUGGCCGUGCCCCCCAGGAACCCCUCUCUGAAGCAGCCGCUCUUCUCCUGCACCAUCCUGGGCUUCGCCCUGUCCGAGGCCGUGGGGCUCUUCUGCCUCACGGUGGCCUUCCUCAUCCUCCUCGCCAUGUGGCAGCGGCACGGACGGCAAUAA
This is a messenger RNA of Zonotrichia leucophrys gambelii, 414 nucleotides long. RefSeq names its product ATP synthase membrane subunit c locus 2 (gene ATP5MC2). The record is from RefSeq and is a predicted model, not a curated record. Gene Ontology annotation, biological process: proton motive force-driven ATP synthesis. Gene Ontology annotation, molecular function: proton transmembrane transporter activity. NCBI's taxonomy places the organism in Eukaryota, Metazoa, Chordata, Aves, Passeriformes, Passerellidae. The coding region runs from base 1 to 414 and encodes 137 amino acids. The transcript has 3 exons.